AUGGCUAGAGGGGCAUGGGUCGGGGAGAAGGGGGUAUGGGGGCUGGGGUUCUGUGCGAGGGGUAGAAAAAACCAGAGGGAGGGGGCGAUGGGUCUCGAUGGGGAAGGGAAGCAGAGAAGAAAUCAGUGGGGGGGGGGGUGGGUUCUGUGCAGGGAAGGGUGGGUUGCGGGUAGGGGGCCAACAGCUUUCCGGGUUCUGCACAGGGAGAGGGGUGGGUUGUGGAUUGCGGGUUGGGGGGGUGAAGCGAUGGGUUUCUGGUGGGGAAGAAGGGAUGGGUAG
Messenger RNA from Prunus armeniaca (apricot), 279 nucleotides. The record is from the annotation of a GenBank genome assembly. Lineage: Eukaryota; Viridiplantae; Streptophyta; Magnoliopsida; Rosales; Rosaceae.